This is a messenger RNA of Sceloporus undulatus (fence lizard), 1205 nucleotides long. RefSeq lists its product as uncharacterized. NCBI's taxonomy places the organism in Eukaryota, Metazoa, Chordata, Lepidosauria, Squamata, Phrynosomatidae. The coding region runs from base 67 to 963 and encodes 298 amino acids. The transcript has 2 exons. The record is from RefSeq and is a predicted model, not a curated record.
UGCUUACAUUGGAGAAAAUGCCUCUGCAAUCAAUUGAAGCUCAACCGAAACAAAUUCUUAUUCCAGAUGGCAUCAGGCACACGGAAAGCCACGGCCUUAAAUCAAGUAUCAGCUACGAACCAUAGAAGGCCUUCAUUUGAAAACUCAGUGAAACUACCAGAAUCAUAUGAGGCUUUGCUGGAGGAAAUGAGAAGAUUACAGGCAGAGACGAAUGCUGAAAUAUUCAGAUCCAGCGAAGGGGUCAAACGCGAGUUUAAAGUAGAAUUGAAUGAAGUGAGCUCAGGUUUGGACAAAAUAAACGAAGAUAUAAAUAAAAUCAACGGAAAAAUGAAAAGUUUGGAAUUGCACACAGGAAAAAUGGAAAAGAAAAUCGAUGAAGUCAAAAAUGAUUUGCUUGAGGACCAAGAACAAAUUUUGAGAUUACAAUUGAAGCAGAGGGAGAACUGUUUGAAAUUGCGCGGCUUGCCUGAGAAAAUCAACGAAAAUUUAUACACUGAACUUUCCCCAAUUUUAGCAAAAUUUAUCGACGAAUCUGAAAUCCAGUUCCCGUGGGAGCUGGAUCGAAUCUACAGACUUAAUUCUCAUAUUGCUAAACUUAAAAAAUUGCCUAGGGAUGUAGUUGUGUAUUUUGUGCGCAAGCAAACACGGAACCUGGUCCUACAACAGAGCUAUAAAACCAAAUUAUUAAUUGAUGGCAACGAAAUCAUGAUUUUGAAAGACAUACCUGGGAAGAUACUUAAAAGGAGGAAAGACUACAAUUUCCUAAUAGACAAGCUGAAAAAGUACGAAAUUUUCUUCAAAUGGGAAGAAAUUGAAGGUGUGCAAGUAACAUGGAAACAGAAGAAAAUAAGGUUAAACUCCAUAGAGAAGGCAAGAAACUUUUUAAAAGACAUCCAGAAGGAAUUUGAGAGAGAUGGAGAUGGAGAUGGAGGCGGGGAGGAGGGGAGAGGGGGAAGUGAUUAAGCAAAUGUGUCAAAUUACCUGAAUGUAAAACUUGUGAUAAACCAACCUCCUCACCUAUUUACUCACCUAUAUAUUUAUAUAUUCAUUUACACAUUCAUUUAUACAUCUAUAGGUUAGUUUGUUUUUCAAAAUUUGGAACGAAGACAAUUUUAUAUCUUUAUAUCUAUUCUAAGCUAAAAUCUAGAUAUAGGAGUAGCUGUACUAACUUAAAUUAGUGUCUCUGGGACUUAGUGGGCUUUGGU